Molecule: messenger RNA, 1727 nt
Organism: Raphanus sativus (radish)
Lineage: Eukaryota; Viridiplantae; Streptophyta; Magnoliopsida; Brassicales; Brassicaceae
Product: flotillin-like protein 3
Exons: 3
Coding region: 124-1539 (471 amino acids)
Biological process (GO): protein localization to plasma membrane
Cellular component (GO): plasma membrane; plasma membrane raft
Source: RefSeq, a predicted model, not a curated record
AAUAAUAUUUGUUAAUUUUCCUUUGAUUUUCCUAAAUACGCGUAUUGAGGAGUUAUAUAAGUCAAAGCGUACAUCUCAAGAAACAAAAAAAAAACAGACCUAACAUUCCAAAGAAGAGAAAGAAUGGGUUACAAAGUCGCUAGAGCAUCGGAGUAUCUUGCCAUCACUGGUGGUGGUAUCAAAGACAUCAAGCUUGCCAAGAAGUCUUGGGUGCUUCCAUGGCAGUCCUGCACCGUCUUCGAUGUUUCUCCGGUCAACUACACGUUCGAGGUCCAGGCCAUGAGUUCCGAGAAGCUCCCUUUUAUUCUCCCCGCCGUUUUUACAAUCGGUCCACGCGUUGAUGACGCUCACGCUCUCUUGUUGUACGCCAUGCUUAUGUCUCAGCACGAUAAGCACUCGAAUCACGUCAACGAGCUUGUUCAGGGUGUUAUCGAGGGAGAGACUCGUGUUCUUGUUGCUUCCAUGACCAUGGAAGAGGUCUUCAAAGGUACAAAGGAGUUCAAGAAGGAAGUAUUUGAGAAGGUCCAACUUGAGCUAAACCAGUUUGGUCUUGUGAUCUACAACGCCAAUGUCAAGCAGCUCGUUGAUGUGCCUGGACAUGAGUACUUCUCUUAUUUGGGUCAGAAGACUCAGAUGGAAGCAGCUAACCAAGCCAAGAUCGAUGUAGCAGAGGCAAAGAUGAAGGGAGAAGUUGGUGCCAAAGAACGUACCGGGCUCACCAUCCAGAAUGCAGCAAAGAUUGACGCUGAGUCAAAGAUCAUCUCCACUCAGAGGCUUGGAGAAGGAACAAAAGAAGAGAUCAAGGUCAAGACUGAGGUCCAGGUGUUUCAGAAUGAGAAGGCGGCUCUUGUUGCUCAGGCUGAUGCAGCACUUGCGAUUCAGAAGGCUGAUUUGACCAAAAGCUCUCGUGUGGCUGAGGUUGAAGCUGCCAAGGCAGUUGCUAUGAGGGAAGCUGAGCUUCAAACUCAAGUUGAGAAAAUGAAUGCUUUGACUCGGACAGAGAAGCUCAAAGCUGAGUUCCUCAGCAAAGCCACUGUUGAAUAUGAGACCAAGGUGCAAGAAGCAAACUGGGAGUUAUACGACAAGCAAAAGAAAGCAGAAGCUGUUCUUUACGAGAAGCAGAAGCAAGCGGAGGCGACCAAAGCUGCAGCUGAUGCAGCCUUCUAUGCUAAACAGAGAGAAGCAGAGGGACUUGUCGCUAUGGCCAAUGCUCAAGGGACUUAUAUCAAAACCCUCCUAGGCGCAGUUGACAACAACUACUCAGCAAUGAGGGAUUUCUUGAUGAUCAACAAUGGAAUUUAUCAAGAUAUCGCCAAGACCAAUGCUGUGGCCAUCAGGGACUUGCAGCCUAAGAUCAGUGUGUGGAACCAAGGUGGUGGUGGUGGUGGUGUUGAUCAGGGAAUGAGCAGUGGUGGUAUGAAGGAUAUUGCUGGACUCUACAAGAUGUUGCCACCGGUUCUUGAUACGGUUUAUGAGCAGACCGGAAUGCAGCCACCGGCUUGGAUUGGUACACUACGUGGUGCUGAGUCCAGUCAGUAACUUAAGGCUCAAUAACACAGCCGUUAAGAGUUUCAAGAGUGCUUUCUUUUCCUAUUUUAUUUUAUGGUUGUGAACUUGGAAGUCAAGUCAGUGUUUGUAAAUAAUCACAAUUUCAUCUCGCAGUCGUGGGCUGAGAAGUCAAGUCAGCGUUUGCUCUUUAAUCAAAGUGUGUUUAUUAUUUUAUUAAA